UGUCUUUGUGUUAACCUGUGUCUAUCCGCGGCUGCUGAAGAGACUUCCGGUUUGUUUGAAACGACGAGGAGAGACAAAGUGGAUCCGAAGAAGAGAGAGAGAGACCGGAAAUGGAAACUCCUGGACGAUGUUUUCAGCUCUCAGCUUCACGAACACAGAGCAGACUUCCAGCAGCUGCUGGAGAGCUUCCUCCUGAGCAGCAGACGUGGAUCCCCAGUCUGGACCAGGAGGACACCGAGCCCCGACGCAUUAAAGAGGAACAGGAGGAUCUGUGGAGCAGUCAGGAGGGAGAGCAGCUUCAAGAGGAGUUCCCUUUCACUGCUGUCAUUGUGAAGACUGAAGAUGAAGAGAAACCUCAGGCCUCACAGCUCCAUCAGAGACAAGCUGAACAGAUGGAAACCAGAGCUGAUGGAGAGGACUGUGGAGGACCAGAACCAGGCAGGAACCCGGAUCCAGAGGGACAAUUGCAAGUAGAGAUUGAGGUCAAGACCGAAAACUCUUCUGAGACUGGUGACAUUGAUGAUCGGAGGGAGAUAAAAGAACAGUCUCAUUUAAACCGUCUGGAUCAUUUUACAUUUUACGACAGCUCAGAGACUGAUAAGAAACCACAAAGCUGCCCUGAGUGUGGGAAAACAUUGAAAACAAAUGGGGAUCUAAUCAAACACAUGAGAACUCACAAAGGAGAGAAACCCUUCAGCUGCUCUUUAUGCGGUAUAAGCUUCAGUCAAAAAGAGUAUCUAAAUCAACACAUGAUAAUUCAUCUAAACGAGAAACCCUUCAGCUGCUCUGAGUGUGGCAAAUCCUUCAAACAAAAGGGAUAUCUGAUUCACCACAUGGAAACGCACCAAAAGGAGAAACCCUUCUGCUGCUCUCUGUGUCGUAAAACAUUUUCAAAGAAAGGGCAGCUAGCUGCACACAUGGGUGUUCACUCGGAACAGAAACUGUUCAGGUGCUCCGACUGUGGUAAAGGAUAUAAAGAGCAGUCUGGUCUUGACAGACACGUGGGAGUUCACACAGGAGAGAAACCCUUUAGCUGCACUGAGUGUGGUAAAAGAUUUUACCUAAAGUAUUAUCUGACUGCACACAUGUUAAUUCACUCAAAAAGAGAGAAACUAUGGAGCUGCUCUAAGUGCGAUAAAACAUUUUCCAAGAAAAAGCAACUAGCUGCACACGAGGUUGUUCACUCGGGACAGAAACUGUUCAGCUGCUCUUACUGUGGUAAAGGAUUUAAAUGGAUGUCUUGUCUUGCCAGACACGUGGUGGUUCACACUGGAGAGAAACCCUUUAGCUGCUCUGAGUGUGGUAAAAGAUUUUACCAAAAGUGUUAUCUGACUGAACACAUGUUAGUUCACACGGGAGAGAAACCAUUCAGCUGCCCGGAGUGUGACAAAACAUUUCACCAAAAGAGUUAUCUGACUGCACACAUGUUGUCUCACUCAAAAAAAGAGAAACCCUGGAGCUGCUCUGAGUGUGAUCAAACAUUUUCAAGGUAUGGGCAACUAGCUGCACACAAGGUUGUUCACUCGGGACAGAACCUGUUCAGCUGCUCUGACUGUGGUAAAGUAUAUAAACGGAAGUGUUUUCUUGACAGACACGUGGGAGUUCACACAGGAGAGAAACCCUUUAGCUGCACUGAGUGUGGAAAAAGAUUUGCCAAAAAGGGUUAUCUGACUGCACACAUGUUAGUUCACUCAAAAGAGAAACCAUUGAGCUGCUCCGAGUGUGAUAGAAUAUUUUACCACAAGUCUAAUCUGGCCACACACCUGGCACAUCACAGAGGAGAGAAACCGUUCAGCUGCAGGGUCUGUGACCAACGCUUCUCUUGGCCCAACCAGUUACAAAGACACAACUGUGUUUCAGAUCAGGCUUCAGAGCUUCAACCAAAUAAUACAUUAGAGGAGAAAAGUGAUUCUGAAACAGGAGUCGAUGAAGAGGACUGUGGAGGACCGGAAGCGAACAGGAAUUCAGAUCCAGAGAGACAUUUUGAAAUUGAGGUUGAGGUCUAGACUGAGGACUUCUCUGACUCUGGGAGUGAAGACAAAAUUAGAUGAUUGGGAGGAUACCAGAGAACAACAGUUAGGAUCCAAUUAUGAAAAAUAACGAGGUUCCUGUCAGUCAAAUGAGAUAUGAUAGUGGUGAGAAACCACUCCACUGCUCUGAGUGUGGUAAUACAUUCAGCUUGUAAAUGGUAAUUGGACACCAUUCAAACACAUUCAGACGCUGCUGAUGAAGCCGCGGGAGCAACUUGAGGUUAAGUUUCAAGCCCAAGGACACAUCGGACAUGUGGCUGCAGGAGCUGGGGUUUGAACCUCCAAGUUUCCAGUUGAGAGACAGACGACUCUACCACUGAACCACAGCCGCCCCUUGUCAAGUCUGGAGAGACAAAACUCACACAGGAGAGAAACCAGUUAGAUGAGUCUUGUAGUGAAAUGUUGCGAUUUUCUUUGUUGUUUUUCUCUGGGCUGUGCUGCACAUGCUUGCUUGUGAUUGGACAGGAGCUGACGACACUUUUAGUAGUUGAACUGCAGAAGCAGACUCACCUGGCCUUCAUCCUUCUCUCACAAUGUGACUGUGGCGUGGAAAGCUCGUGGUGCAGAUGACGGCGUCAGUUAAAAUCCUGGAGUUUGUAAAUACUGUAAAACGCGUUCUUCAUUGUUCUGAAUCUAAAAACAGUCCUGAGACACUUUUCUCCUGUUUUCUGUUCGGGGUGUGAGUUAGAGACUUUUUGUUUAUUUUUCAGAUAAGAUAGUUUUGUUAUCGGUGAGAUGUUUGAUUUGUUAUUUUGUCAUUUACUCUCCCUCUCAUGUAUCGGGGGGCUUCAUAUCCGUUUGUUUGGUCUUCCUCGGGGGUGAGGAAGGAGAGGGUCACGUAUAUGCUGCAUCUCCUCCCCCCCCUAGGCUGGACGUGAAAAUAUUUAACUUACAAUAUCUCGUGCAUGAUCGAUCUUUUGUUUACUCCUGGAAGAUAAACAAAGUGAAAUGUUGGGGCGACUCUGCGAUGGUUUGACCUUUGAAUGAUUUCCACUGAAACAUUUGAAUCAGAAGGAUUUCCCAGAAUUCUUUGUUCUCUCAAAAAGGGGAAUAAAAGCAGCGUAAGGAUGUUAUUAUUGAAAACAGACAAGCUGUUAAAUCUCUGUUUACUCUGCACAUGAAACACAGAUAUUUGUAUUUCUAAAUAAAGAUCUGAACUGUCA
Molecule: messenger RNA, 3193 nt
Organism: Labrus mixtus (cuckoo wrasse)
Lineage: Eukaryota; Metazoa; Chordata; Actinopteri; Labriformes; Labridae
Product: gastrula zinc finger protein XlCGF57.1-like
Exons: 2
Coding region: 111-2006 (631 amino acids)
Biological process (GO): regulation of transcription by RNA polymerase II
Molecular function (GO): RNA polymerase II cis-regulatory region sequence-specific DNA binding; DNA-binding transcription factor activity
Source: RefSeq, a predicted model, not a curated record